Striga hermonthica is the source of this 1296-nucleotide messenger RNA. NCBI's taxonomy places the organism in Eukaryota, Viridiplantae, Streptophyta, Magnoliopsida, Lamiales, Orobanchaceae. The record is from the annotation of a GenBank genome assembly.
AUGGGAUCGAGUGAAGAACGGCGUAAUCGGCAUCAUCACGAUCUGGUGCCAUUGGCUACACUAAUCAGUAGAGAGCUGAAGAAUGAGAAAAAGGAGAAGCCAAUAAUUAGAUAUGGCUCUGCUGCUCAAUCUAGGAAAGGCGAAGAUUAUUUCUUGAUCAAGAACGAUUGCCAUAGAAUUCCUGAAGAUCCGUCGACUUCCUUUUCUGUUUUCGGAAUAUUUGAUGGGCACAAUGGAGAUGCCGCUGCAAUUUUCUCAAGAGACCAUCUCUUAAGUUACGUGUUGGAUGCCAUUCCUAGUGGGCUUGAAAGGGAAGAAUGGCUUCACGCAUUACCUCGGGCUUUAGUUUCCGGAUUUGUCAAAACCGACAAAGAGUUUCAAAGCAAAGGAAAAACUUCUGGAACAACUGCAACAUUUGUGAUAAUUGACGGUUGGACAGUCACUGUGGCCUCUGUCGGUGAUUCCCGUUGCAUUUUGGAUUCUGAGGGUGGAGCUGUCUCUGUCUUGACAGUCGAUCAUAGGCUUGAAGAAAAUGAGGAGGAGAGAGAGCGCGUAACUGCGAGUGGAGGUGAAGUUGGAAGGCUUAACAUUUUUGGAGGGACUGGGGUGGGUCCUCUACGUUGUUGGCCAGGCGGUUUAUGUCUCUCCAGGUCAAUUGGGGACAUGGAUGUGGGUGAAUUUAUUGUUCCGAUACCAUAUGUCAAGCAAGUGAAGCUACCGAGUAAAGGUGGACGGCUCAUAAUCGCCUCGGAUGGCAUAUGGGACGCGCUGUCAUCAGAAGUUGCUGCUAAAUCGUGUCGUGGCUUGCCUGCCGAACUUGCUGCUCGGCUGGUAGUCAAGGAGGCACUAAGGACACGCGGGCUAAAGGACGACACGACUUGCAUAGUCGUCGAUAUAAUACCUCCAGAGAACACAAUUCAGCCUCCUACACCACCCAAGAAAUUUCACAAGCUUAGAGCUUUGCUCUUUCGGAAAAAAUGUGCUAAUAAAUUGUCGAGGAGGCUAUCGGCUAUGGGUAUAAUAGAGGAAUUAUUCGAAGAAGGAUCAGCAGUGCUUGCAGAAAGACUCGGAAAUAAUGAUGAAUCUGGUGCUCGGGCAUUGGGGCUUUUCGUGUGUGCGGUUUGCCAGGUGGAGCUUGCACCAAACGAAGGGAUUUCGGUUCAUGCAGGCUCCAUAUUCUCAACUACCUCAAAGCCAUGGGAAGGACCUUUCCUUUGUGGUGAGUGUCGAAAUAAGAAGGAUGCCAUGGAGGGGAAAAGGCCAAGUGGAGUUAAAGUGGCGCCCUCUUUCUCCUAA